Durusdinium trenchii is the source of this 735-nucleotide messenger RNA. Lineage: Eukaryota; Dinophyceae; Suessiales; Symbiodiniaceae. The record is from the annotation of a GenBank genome assembly.
AUGGCCGUGGUGUGGAAGUGGAGUCAUGUGCUUCAGCGUUCAGCCUUGAUUCUGCACAAUGCCAAGUGCCUUCGGACGGAAAGUGCAAUCCUGAGUGCCCCGAGCCUUGGCAGACGGACCCGGAGAGCCUCUCGGGACCACCUGGUCACUCUGCUGGAGCGCCCAGCAGGGCGGGAGCCUGCGGAGCCUGCAGAGCCAGCGGAGCGGCUGGUGGUGUGCUCCGUCCAUUUGCAUCCGCCGCAGAUGUUUCUUACGAAAGGCCUGACGUAUGAGAAAUACCUGGAUCCCUUGCGCAGGGCCAUCGAAUCGUUGGCCGGCUUGAACGGCACGGAGAACGAGGGUGUCACUCUGCAGACUCCUUGCCUUCUUCUGGGUGAUUUCAACCUUGACCCGGAACACUUCGAACGGUUGACAAAAGGUUUCAGAUGGUUCUCCCUCUUGGUGAAACUGCUCACCAUUCCAAUCCCAGCCGACGUGGAGACUUUGCGCUGGCCACAGGAGGACAAUGGAAAGGCCAGAAAGGUUUGCUGCCAGUCAAGUAACAUUGAUGCUUGCCGUGCGCUGGGCGAUGAAGGCUUUCGUGCUUUCGAGCGCCAUGCUCGGGAGACCCUCGAGGCCCUUUCUGGGGACAUUCUGCAGGAAAGCUACGUGAAGGCGGACCCCUUCGGUUGCCUUGUUGAGAAGACCAUGGUGUCAAGUUCACACGACAAAUGUGGAAUUCGGAAGGAUGGCUAG